This is a messenger RNA of Ornithodoros turicata, 4892 nucleotides long. It is a transcript of the gene Sra-1, whose product is annotated as cytoplasmic FMR1-interacting protein-like. Lineage: Eukaryota; Metazoa; Arthropoda; Arachnida; Ixodida; Argasidae. The record is from RefSeq and is a predicted model, not a curated record. Gene Ontology annotation, biological process: regulation of actin filament polymerization; cell projection assembly; cell morphogenesis. The transcript has 26 exons. Gene Ontology annotation, molecular function: small GTPase binding; RNA 7-methylguanosine cap binding. Gene Ontology annotation, cellular component: SCAR complex; synapse; neuron projection. The coding region runs from base 144 to 3944 and encodes 1266 amino acids.
UUAGGCUUCAACAUGGCGACUGCAAAUCGGAAGAAGUUAUUGAGAAAGUGAUGUUUUCUUUCAUGAAUUUAUUGCUUACGGUGUAUGGGGAGACAGAGAGCUCUGAUUCAUCGGAAAGAACGUGACAGAACAGUGUGAGCAGAAUGGCAGCAGAGGUGACCUUGGCUGAUGCCCUGUCCAAUGUGGACGUUCUUGAUGAGCUCCCAUUGCCCGACCAGCAGCCCUGCAUCGAAGCGCUUCCCUGCAGCAUUGUAUACCAUGCAAACUUUGACACAAACUUUGAGGACCGCAACGCAUUUGUCACUGGUGUUGCGAAGUACAUCGAGGAAGCCACCGUACACGCUGAGCUGAAUGAAAUGCUAGAGCAAGGCCAAGAACAUGCUGUAAUGUUGUACACGUGGCGAUGUUGUUCGAGGGCCAUACCACAGCCAAAAUCAAACGAGCAGCCAAAUCGUGUUGAAAUCUAUGAGAAAACCGUGGAAGUGCUUGCUCCAGAGGUGAACAAGCUGCUCAACUUCAUGUACUUCCAGAGACGAGCGAUUGACCGCUUCACAACUGAGGUUAGGAGGCUGUGCCAUGCGGAGAAACGCAAGGACUUUGUCUCCGAAGCCUACCUCCUAACCUUGGGCAAGUUCAUCAACAUGUUUGCUGUAUUGGAUGAACUCAAAAACAUGAAGUCCAGCGUCAAGAACGAUUAUGCCACUUACAGAAGGGCAGCGCAGUUCCUGAAGGUGAUGGCCGACUCGCAGGCACUGCAGGAGUCGCAGAACCUGUCCAUGUUCCUGGCCACGCAGAACAAAAUUCGGGACACCCUAAAGGAGACCAUGGAGAAAAUUCCCGGCUACGAUGAACUGCUGGCUGAUAUCGUCAGCAUCUGCGUGCAGAUGUACGAAAGCAAGAUGUACAUGCUGCCUUCUGAGAAACACAUGCUCAUCAAAGUGAUGGGAUUUGGACUUUUUCUAAUGGAUGGAGAAAUCUGCAACAUCAAUAAACUGGACCAGAAGAAACGAAUUAAUCUCGGAAAGAUAGACAAGAUUUUCAAGGCUCUGGAGAUGGUGCCCCUGUUUGGUGACAUGCAAGUGGCUCCUUUCAACUACAUCAAGUGCACACCCCAUUACGAGCAAUCCCGGUGGCCCAUGGCCAGUUCCAGCUCUCCCAGUCCGCAGUCUGACUUGCUUCAGCAUCUGCCCACCAUCAGAGAUGAAUAUGAACGUUACAUCAGCGAGCUGGCCAGGCAUAGCAACGAAGUAACCACAACAGUGAAGGAAACGCCACGAACGGAUGCUGAAAAUAAAGAGCUCAACGACCUGGCACUGCGCGGUCUUCAGCUGCUGUCCGAUUGGACGACCCAUGUGACAGAACUGUACUCCUGGAAGCUGAUGCAUCCAACGGAUCCCCACCAAAACAAAGAGUGCCCGCAGGAAGCGGAAGAAUAUGAGCGAGCGACUCGCUACAACUACACGGACGAGGAGAAGUUUGGGCUCAUUGAGGUGAUUGCCAUGGUCAAAGGGCUGCAGGUGCUCAUGAGCCGAAUGGAGACCGUGUUCACGGAUGCUGUACGUCGCCACGUCUAUUACGAGCUGCAGAGCUUCGUGCAGAUCAUCCUCCGCGAACCCUUACGUAAAGCGGUCAAAAACAAGAAGGACCUUGUCCGCAGCAUUAUCAUGUCUGUGCGGGAGACUUGUGCCGACUGGAAACGCGGCACAGAGCCCAACGACGACCCGGCACUCAAAGGAAAAAAGGAUCCAGACAAUGGCUACGAUAUUUCAGCCCCCAGGAGGAAUGUUGGGCCCUCUAGCACUCAGUUGUACAUGGUACGGACGAUGUUAGAAUCCCUGAUUGCCGACAAGAGUGGCGGUAAAAGGACACUCCGUAAGGACAUAGACGGCCCUUCUCUCAUGGAGAUUGACCGAUUCCACAAGGGAUCUUUCUACUGGAACUACCUGCUCAAUUUCAGCCAAACCCUGCAAGAGUGCUGCGACCUCUCCCAGCUGUGGUACCGAGAAUUUUACUUGGAAAUGACCAUGGGCAAAAGGAUACAGUUCCCCAUCGAAAUGUCCCUUCCGUGGAUUCUCACGGAUCAUAUUCUCCACACCAAGAACCCUUCAAUGAUGGAGUGUGUGCUGUACCCACUGGAUCUGUACAAUGAUAGUGCAUUCUAUGCCCUUACCAAAUUCAAGAAGCAAUUCCUCUACGACGAAGUAGAAGCCGAAGUGAAUCUCUGCUUUGACCAGUUUGCCUAUAAGCUGAGCGAUCAGAUAUUUGCCUACUACAAGCAUCUAGCUGGAAGUGUCCUGCUGGACAAGCGCUUCCGAGCCGAGUGUGCGAGCAACGGCACGGUGUUUUCGUACCCCGUGGCAAACCGCUACGAGACGCUGCUGCGCCAGCGCCACGUUCAGCUGCUGGGGCGCUCGGUUGACCUGAAUCGGCUCAUUGCUCAGCGGCUCAGCGCAGCCCUGCAGCGAAGCCUUGACCUUGCUGUCUCACGAUUUGAGGCUCAGGACAUCACCGGCAUUGUGGAAUUGGAAGGUCUGCUGUCUGUGAACCGCAUGACGCAUAAGCUGCUGAGCAAGUUUGUGACUCUGGACGACUUCGACGCAAUGCUGAGAGAGGCUAACCACAACGUGCUGGCCCCUUACGGCCGCAUCUGUCUGCACGUCUUCUGGGAGCUCAACUACGACUUUCUUCCCAACUACUGCUACAAUGCUGCAACUAACAGGUUUGUGAAGGUGAAGAACAUCACGUUCACACAAGCGGUGACACGAGACAAGCUCCCAAGCGCUCAACCUCACUACUUCUACGGGACCAAGGCAUUGAAUGUGGCAUACACACAGAUUUACAGUCUGUAUAGUGGAUUUGUGGGAGCGCCCCACUUUCGAGCUAUCUGUCGUCUGCUGGGCUACCAGGGCAUUGCCGUUGUCAUGGAAGAAUUACUGAAGAUCGUCAAGAGCCUCAUUCAAGGAACUUUGCUGCAGUACACAAAGAUAUUGUUAAAUGUGAUGCCAAGACAGUGCAGACUUCCACGUUACGACUACGGUUCCCCUGGCAUUCUGGGAUACUACCAAGCUCAGUUAAACGACAUCAUCCAGUAUCCCGACGUGAAGACGGAGUUGUUCCAGAGCUUCCGUGAAGUGGGAAACGCCAUCCUCUUCUGCAUGCUUGUAGAGCAAAGCUUGUCACAAGAAGAAGUUUGUGAUCUGCAGCACGCAGCCCCUUUCCAGAACAUCCUUCCGAGGCCAUACUGCAAAGAUGGAGAAAAGCCAGAGACGAAAUUGAAGCGCCUCGAAAACAAAUACGCUCCGCUUCAAGUGGUGCAGAAUAUCGAACGUCUUGGAACGCAGAAGCAAUCCGGGAUAGCAAAAGAAGGCGACCUGCUCACGAAAGAACGUCUCUGCUGCGGGCUCUCCAUCUUUGAGGUGAUUCUGGGACGCAUGAAGUCCUACCUGGAGGACCCCCUGUGGACUGGCCCACCUCCAGCCAAUGGGGUCAUGAACGUGGAGGAGUGCUCAGAGUUCCAUCGUCUCUGGAGCGCUCUCCAGUUUGUCUACUGCAUGCCCGUUGGAGAAAACGAAUUCACUGUUGAGCAGUUGUUUGGAGAAGGGCUACACUGGGCUGGCUGUGCAAUGAUCAUGCUUCUUGGACAGCAGCGACGUUUCGAGGCCCUCGACUUCUGUUACCACAUACUGCGAGUUCAGAGGGUCGAUGGCAAGGACGAAGUGAUCAAAGGCAUUCCAUUGAAGAGGAUGGUGGAUCGCAUCCGGAGGUUCCAGGUCCUCAACUCCCAAAUCUUUGCCGUGCUGAGCAAGUACCUCAAGACGAGCGACGCGGAGAGCCUGCCCGUGGAACACGUGCGCUGUUUCCCGCCCCCCAUCCACCAGUCCAUAGCCGGGUCCCAGCCCCCGCCCGGUACCAUUUACAUGCGUGCGGAUGUUUUACACAAGUAGUCUAGCCACGUGGGUGGGAGCACACAUUCCUAACGUGCAGCCUUCGCGGAGUGUACAAAAAGUGGAGAUCCAGUUCCAUCUGGCACGGUCGAAACCUGUUGCAGUGAACGACGCCUCGUGCGAUUUGGGCCGGCAUCGCAUCGGGCUGGCGUCGGGUAUCACACGGCUGCUUCCAGCUUGCGCGAAGGACGAGGUGUGUACCGCCUUUUCGUUACAACAGGUUUCGACCGCGGUGUUUGUAAAGAAAAUCAGUGUGCGGCACACCUUUUUCGAGUGGAUCUAGACAAAUCAGUUCUACUGCGUAGAAUAACUUGUGCCGACAGGUGAAAUGUUGUCUAGCGCAGGAGAGUGUUACUGCCAACAUUUGACCCAGAAAUUGGUUGUGUAGAAAUGAUAUCAUUUUAUGACGCGUUGUUUGUUUGAUGCUCAUUUUUGCGGUAGCAUUAUAUAUUAUGUCACUAGCACUUUUUCGAGUUACCCAGCCUGUCCUCCAUAAGCCUACUUUGUCCAUAUCACUAAUUUUCCUGGACGUGCACAGUCACAGUUACUUAGUCCACAUUUGCGUGCUUCACUUACGCAAAAUAAGUUGCUAAACUUUUUUUUUUUUUUUACUUUUCCAGUUGUUAACCUUGGUACAUGCAUUAACAAGCUGUGGACAUGGUGUAUCUUUUAGCAGAUUUUAGAUUUUUUUGUAGUUGUAUAUACACUUGGCACGAGCCACUUGCCAGUCUUUUUUUUUUUACCCUUUAAGUAUGAAUUGCAUACUUUUUCCCACUUAGUACAUACUAGUAGUAUUGUUUAAAUAACAUAUUUAUCUGGUCUCAUGACAGAGUGUAUGAAAACAGUAUUCCUUCAGAGGAUUUUAUAAUGAUGUCUGUGCAUAUAUCAUACAAUUGUCAUUUACUUAUUUAAACAAUUAUUUUUGUGAAAUAAAGUUCCAGUUGCAGA